UGCCGCAGCGCCGGGGCCAACGCGGAGAGAAGGCAAAAUUAUUUCCCCUUCCCAGCCGCUAGGUUCCGACUGGCAAGAUGGUGCCCACCGCCCCGCGCGCGCUCUUCCUUCUGCUGCUCCUCUUCGCCUGCCCCGAGUCGCGGGCUUCCCAGAACUGUCUCAACAAACAGCAGCUCCUCACGGCCAUCCGCCAGUUGCAGCAGCUGCUGAAGGGCCAGGAGACCCGCUUCGCCGAGGGUAUCCGCCACAUGAAGAGCCGGCUGGCCGCACUGCAGAGCUCUGUGAGCAGGCUGGCCCCUGACGCCCCCCCAGUUUCCUGCCCAGCUCUGAACGCUCCUCCAGAUGGCAGGAAGUUUGGAAGCAAGUACUUGGUGGAUCACGAAGUCCAUUUUACCUGCAACCCUGGGUUCCGGCUGGUCGGGCCCAACAGUGUGGUGUGUCUUCCCAAUGGUACCUGGACGGGGGAGCAGCCCCGCUGUAGAGGUAUCAGCGAAUGCGCCAGCCAGCCGUGUCAACAUGGUGGGACGUGCGUAGAAGGGGUCGGCCAGUAUAGGUGCACUUGUCCUCCAGGAAGGACUGGGAGCCGCUGUCAGCAUCAGGCCCAGACUGCCGCCCCCGAGGGCAGCGUGGCUGGCGACCCGGCCUUCAGCCGCGCGCCGCGCUGUGCGCAGGUGGAGCGGGCGCAGCACUGCAGCUGCGAAGCCGGACUCCACCUGAGCGGCGCCGCCGGCGACAGUGUCUGCCAGGAUGUGAACGAGUGCGAGCUGUACGGGCAGGAAGGGCGCCCCCGGCUCUGCAUGCAUGCCUGCGUGAACACCCCCGGCUCCUACCGCUGCACCUGCCCCAGCGGAUACCAGAUGCUGGCCGAUGGGAAGAGCUGUGAGGAUGUCGAUGAGUGUGUGGACCCACAGCCCGUGUGCCCCCAGGGGACAAUGUGCAUCAACACUGGUGGAGGCUUCCGAUGUGUCAGCCCCGAGUGCCCCGAGGGCAGCGGGAAUGUGAGCUAUGUGAAGACGUCUCCCUUCCAGUGUGAGCGAAACCCCUGCCCCAUGGACAGCAGACCCUGCCGCCACCUGCCCAAGACCAUCUCUUUCCAUUAUCUCUCUCUGCCCUCCAACCUGAAGACACCUAUCACGCUCUUAUGGCCACGGCCUCAGCUCCCAGCCGACCUGGGCCCAACAGCCUGCGGUUUGGGAUUGUGGGUGGGAACAGCCGUGGCCACUUUGUGAUGCAGCGCUCAGACCGGCAGACAGGGGAGCUGAUUCUCGUCCAGACUCUGGAGGGGCCUCAGACGCUGGAGGUGGACGUUGACAUGUCGGAGUACUUGGACCGCUCCUUCCAGGCCAACCAUGUAUCCAAGGUCACCAUCUUUGUAUCUCCCUAUGACUUCUAAGGGUGCUAUGUGGGCACCAGGGUGCAGAGAUCUGGGCUCAUUUCUCUUCCUCAGAGACUCAGCUGUGGGCACUGACUUCGACAGAUGUCUCUCCUGUCUUGCCUUGCCGUUGGCCCACUUGCCUAUUCACCCAGGCUUCUAGGGCAGCUGCAAAACCCUAGCUGUUGCCACCACAUGUUUCCCCCUGCUUUAAGGCCUUACCUUAGUUUGUGCACUGACUUCCUCAAACCUUUUUUGAGGGGAAGGGCAGCUGUUCAAAAUGCCCUGUGAAUGGCAUUUGAGCUUGAACUAGCUGGGGAGGGCAAAGCUCGUGGUGUGUAUCUGAGAUGCUUGUCAACCCUUCCUCACUGUGAGAGCCGUGCCCUGUGAUGAAUGAAGUAGUUCCAGUCAUGCUGAGGGUUCGGUCAUGCUCCUGUGCACAUGGCGUAGGGGGUGAGAUCUCUUCUCAUAACCCAGCAUGCUGUUCUUCUCUGCACUUCCUCUGUGACACGCCUGCCAGCCUUCUCCUCAGAGGGUAACGCCAGGGCCCGUAAACCCCACACAGAUCCUUCUAGACCAAGGAACCGACAUUAAAGCAUAGUUUUGCCUGAAUUACUUUCCUCUUGAGAAAUCACAUCUUAAAACAUAGCCUCUUAUGACAACAUAAAAAAUAAAGUCUGUUGCGCCUUCCUG
This is a messenger RNA of Tupaia belangeri chinensis (Chinese tree shrew), 2065 nucleotides long. RefSeq names its product fibulin 7 (gene FBLN7). Gene Ontology annotation, molecular function: calcium ion binding. NCBI's taxonomy places the organism in Eukaryota, Metazoa, Chordata, Mammalia, Scandentia, Tupaiidae. The record is from RefSeq and is a predicted model, not a curated record.